AUGUCUCCCUCGAAAACGCCAUCUGCCUUGGUAAACUCCGCGUCAACACCUAUGGGCAAAAGAUUAAAAUUUUUAUCCAAGGAAGAGACAGGACUUCCUGAACUAAGGGAGAAAAAAAAUAUGAUGGAUCAUUCAAAACCCCUUCCUACUUCCCUUCAGAAUGAAUUCAUCCCCCAGGAAGUUCUUGUUUCUCUGACCUCUGCAGCUAAUGCUGGCCCUUGUCCAGAAAACUUACUGCCGCCUAAAAAAAUUAAAGCCCCAAAGGGUACUCUUCCCCGCUCUGUUGAUGGAGUGUGGCAACACCCUCUUCGAAGGAAUAAAUUCAGAUAUUUGAUUGACCAUCCUGUUUCCCUAACAGGAGCUGGAAGGGAUAUUUCUUUUCUGUAUGACGUGAGAUAUGUUAAAGGAGAGACUAGAGAGGGUGCAGUCUGUCCUCCACGUUCCAGCCAUUCAUUACAGCCACCUGAUGGUGUCAUUAUGCCUCAUAAGCCAAAGAAACUGACGGAUACUUUGAUUCCUGAAGAAUUUCAUAUUGUGUCAAAUACAGGUGUCUCAGGUUUGGAGUGUUAUGAUGACAAAUAUACUACUCUCCUCACCGACAGUGAAAACAGAUUAUUGCUCUUCCCAUCCAUGAAACCUAAUAAAAGAGUAGAAGUGGUCCAGCUAAAUGAUGUGAUGGAUACUAUGCUAGAGAGGGCUGGUGUGGAAAUUCAGGAAUAUACAGGGCCAACCAAGAUGCACAAACUGCUAUAUACCAUGAAGAAGGAGCAGACCAUUUACAAUACAGUAUUUCAUGAACUUAUUCGACAAGUCAGUGUAGACUGUGCAGAUAGAGGAGAACUGCUGUCCAAAAUCAGAGAGCGGUAUGUUCAAAUGCUUGACCAAAUUGCCCGUCAGAUGAUUGACUUCUACAAAGACAUGGUAACUCAGCGAAUGAUGGACCAGCGCAUUUUAGAAGAAUUGUACAAUUUUAAGAACGUUAUUGAGGAACUGACAAGGGAGCUGUGUCUGGUUAGGGCCCAUGAUGUAAAAUUAACAAAGGAUGCAGAAAAGGCCCACAAGGAUUUGGCACAGGCUCUUUUAGAUGCUGAAAAGAAUGCCAAAAUUGUAGAAGAAUACCAUGACUUAUAUACAUUGCAAAGAGAAAGAAUGGAGAAUGAUAUUAAACAGUUAAUGGCAGAAAGAGAUAUCUGGAGUUCUGCCACAUAUGAAUUAGCCCUGAAGGUAAUUGAAAGAAAUAAAGUCAUAUUGGCUAAAAGGCUUUACCUCAAUGAAAAAGGCUGGAAUAAAUACAGCAAGCAUUUGCUUAUACUGCUAUCAACUAAGGAUACUACAGACCUUGCAAUGUUGCAGAAGUUGACGCAAAGAUGGAAAAUCUUGGUGAAUAAACUCAAAGAGGAAAUACAACAAAAUGAAGAGUCUACGAAGCAGGCGCUGCAAGUUGUUAGGGAGAACUUAAUCAAAUGGCAGCAGUUCUUUGGAAAUAACGGAAAAGACAAUUUACCUCCAAAGAGAAAUGUGUUUGAAUCAGUUAUUUCAGACUUCAAACACUUGUACAAGAUACUGAUUGAAGAAAAGGACAGGUACACUGGUGAUGGUCUACUGUCAAAAUAUGAUUCUCUCAAGAUUAUUAAACACUUACAAGAAAACUGGACAGAUAUUGGGUUUGGAAUAUUUAGUCGCCAUAAAAGUAUGGAAGGGGAGCUGCCACCAGAGCAUCAGCACAUGAUUGAAAUUCUGAAAAACGUAGGAAAACUCUACAGUGAACUGGAAAUAAGAAUAAAUGGGGAUAAUGGUAUUUCUAAAAUUAUUCCAACUUUGCUUAGCUCUCUUGACAUGUAUUCUUUCAAGUUGGAAAGCACGUUGGAGUUUCCUGAAAUGUAUCUUGAAGAACAAAAGGGACUUAUUGAAAAAAUUAAUGAAAUGAUGUCUCAGGUGGAUGCAUUGCUGAGUCUUAUUGCUACUGUCCCGCAGUGCAUGGAUGAGGAAUCUGGCUUGGUGUGCCCAGAACAUAUAUUUAACAGGAUUAAACAAUGGAUUUUGAAGAUAGGCACUGAGAUUAACAAUGGGAACAUUGAACUUCAGCGCCACGUGGAUGAAUUGCACAUAUCUAUGAUCCAGUGGAUGGUAAAUUUGCUGAUUCUAAUGGUGCCUGACUUUGUUGAUCACAACACUCUCCCAAAGUUGGAGAAGAAAAGUGCUGAGGAGCAUGACGUGGGAGUUGCAAAGUUAGAGGUAGAGGCCAUUGCCCUGGCAAAAAAGUUAUACCAGUAUUCCACUUAUUUGAACAGUUGUUGCAAAGGAAUGGUAACAGCUAUAGAUAUGAGUAGAACAGACAUCUCAUCAAAAAUUCCUAAUAAGGAACAUCAUGAACUGAGUAAGAUGAAGAAAGAAUGUUAUGAGUGGAUAACCAUAUGUUCACACCUUCUCUCUGGGCUCAAAGGCAGAGAAAUAAAUUUAUUGACAUUUGAUGAGAAAGAACAGCUAUUUGGAGAAGAGGUACUUGACUUUUUAAUUGAUCCUGAAAUUAGCAAGCCUUUUAAAUUGGAUGAAGAAGAAAGUAUAGAUAAGGAACUUAAGGAAAAGAGAGAACAUGAAAUAGAAGAGGAACCAUCAACAUCUGCGAAGCUGGAAAAAUUAAUCCGAUUCAUUGGAGAUGAUGAAAAUGUUUAUUCCAAACCUCUGUUUGAAUCAGAUAUAUUUUCUUCCUGGAGAGAGGCAGCUAAUCAAAAUACAUUGGCUCAAAAGUAUCUGGAAGCAAUGAUUAUAAUUGAAUGCACACAGGAGAAAUUAAUGCAAGUUGAAAGUAGAGCCAGACAAGCAGAGGAGAAAUUUGAUGAUAUAAAUGAGAAAUUCCAUUACACCCUUAUUAAAAAAAAAAAUCUGGAGAAAGAACUAGAAGAACUUAUGAAGUCCAACGAGAAGGCUGAAGAAAUACAAGAAAAUGGAGCAGAGAGAGAAGAAGAAAGUGAAGAAGAAGAAGAAAAAGAAGAAGAAGAAAUCAAGCCAGUACAACAAAAUUCCUCAAGAUCUCUAAAGAAAGAAACACAUCGAAAGGAGGGAGGUCCUUCCAGCAGUAAAUCCAAAACUGGGACUAAACCCAAUCACAACAUAAAACCCAAAUAGCAUCCAUAUGGUGUCUUUGCUAUAGAGUGGACAACACAGAUCAACUGGCGACACUUCCUUUGCAGCAACAACUAGAAAAACUAUGACA
Molecule: messenger RNA, 3214 nt
Organism: Condylura cristata (star-nosed mole)
Lineage: Eukaryota; Metazoa; Chordata; Mammalia; Eulipotyphla; Talpidae
Gene: AXDND1
Product: axonemal dynein light chain domain containing 1
Exons: 25
Coding region: 1-3126 (1041 amino acids)
Source: RefSeq, a predicted model, not a curated record